Vigna unguiculata (cowpea) is the source of this 2901-nucleotide messenger RNA. Its product is annotated as Leucine-rich repeat (LRR) family protein. Gene Ontology annotation, molecular function: protein binding. NCBI's taxonomy places the organism in Eukaryota, Viridiplantae, Streptophyta, Magnoliopsida, Fabales, Fabaceae. The record is from RefSeq and is a predicted model, not a curated record.
CCCAACAGAGUGUUUUUUUUUUUCCUUCUUCUGGGAACUGGGAAAAGAAGAGAAGAAGAACGAAGCUUCGUCUUCAACAUCCUGAUCUCGUUCUGGUCAAAUCGAAAUCAAAGUGAAACUGGCGUAGUUUCAGUUCAUUUCAUUUCUAUAAUUUUGUAUCUGCCUCCAACUUCAGAAGACAGAGAAGAGAGAGCGAACGGAGGAUGAAGAGGGAAAGCGAGUUGGUUGGACUCUGCAUAGAGGCAGCAUGUGAGAGUAGAGAAAGCGUCGAAAAAUGGCGGAUGCAGAGGCGCAGUCUCGAUCGCUUACCUUCUCCUGUCGCCGACGCUCUCCUCCGCCGCCUCAUCGCCCGUCGUCUCCUCUACCCUUCCCUCCUCGAGGUUUUCAAACACAGCGCCGAAGAGGUUGACGUGAGGGACAACGGCUCCGUGGACGCGGAGUGGAUGGCGUAUUUGGGAGCUUUUCGUCACUUGCGCUACUUGAAUCUCGCGGACUGUCAUCGAAUUACCACUUCAGCUCUUUGGCCAAUUACAGGAAUGACUACACUUCAGGAGUUGGAUCUUUCUAGAUGCUUCAAGGUCAAUGAUUCCGGGAUCAGCCAUCUUCUCUCCGUUCCUAAUCUGGAGAAGCUGCGUAUUUCAGAAACUGGCGUCACUGCCAAAGGAGUCAAGCUUCUUGCCUCUCUUCAAAACUUGUCUCUUCUUGACUUAGGUGGCUUGCCCGUAGAUGACGUGUCGUUAACUUCGUUACAGGUACUGAAAAGGCUACAAUAUAUUGAUCUUUGGGGUAGUAAAAUAUCAAAUAAAGGUGCAGCUGUUCUCAAUAUGUUCCCAAAGUUGACCCAUCUAAAUCUUGCUUGGACUAGUGUCACAAAGUUGCCUACACUAUCAUCUCUUGAAUUCCUGGACAUGAGCAACUGUACUAUUGAUUCUAUACUUGAAGACGAUAAAUCUCCUUUGGUAAAGCUUAUUUUCUCUGGGGCUACAUUCCUGAAUGAAGCUGGAGCCUUCUCGUAUGCAAAUACAAAUCUGGUAUCCUUUUUGGAUGUAGCCCAUACCAGCCUGCAUAAAUUCUUCUUCUUAAGUAAAAUGAAAGUAAUAGAACACCUCAAUCUCAGCUCAUGCAUGAUGGGGGACGAUUCAGUUGAGAUGGUUGCAUGUAUUGGUGGUAAUUUGAAAAGUCUGAAUCUAAGUGGUACCAGGGUUAGUUCUGCUGGAUUAGGAAUUUUAGCUGGACAUGUUCCCAAUCUUGAAAUUCUAUCAUUAUCUAAGACACCAGUGGAUGACACUGGCAUCUCAUUUAUCAGUAUGAUGCCUUCAUUAAAGGAUGUUGACCUGAGCAAUACAAACAUUAAAGGUUUUCUACACCAAGGAAAGGUUGAUGUGGACUCCUCACUAUCCCUGAUGGCUUUGCAAAAUCUUAAAUUAGAAAGGUUGAAUUUGGAGCAUACGCAAGUUAGGGAUGAAGCUUUAUACCCCUUGUCAAGCUUACUAGAGCUGAGAUAUCUAUCACUUAAAAGUGCUUCACUUGCAGACGUCUCACUUUACUAUUUAUCGUCAAUUCCAAAAUUGACAAAUCUUAGUGUUUGUGAUGCGGUAUUGACAAAUUAUGGGAUUGAUAUAUUUAAGGCUCCUGAAACCCUGAAACUGUUGGACCUCAGAGGUUGUUGGCUCUUAACUGAAGACAGUAUCUUGUCAUUCUGUAGACAUCAUCCACAAGUUGAAGUCCUACAUGAACUUGGUACUGUAUAUCCUUUUAAUCAAAAUGGUCCUAAUCAUUCCUCUCCAUCACGAUCAACUUCUAGGACUGUGCAAAUGGCUAAGAAGAAAGAUCCAGUUCCGGUAUUACCAUAUCUUGCAGAUCAAAGAUUAAAGUAUAGCAGGGAUGAGUUACUUGCAUUGCAGUUUGCAUCCUUCCCUCUUGCAUCUAGUAGUGAGAGUGGGAAUUCAAUAUUUGAGAAACAAUUGGACUGAAUGGUGAAAUCUCCUUUUAUAUAAUUGUUUGCACUAAUGCCAUUUGGCAAGGGUAUGUGAUAUGAUUAGAGAGAAUUAAUAGCCCAAGUCCGAUGUAGUUCAAUUGUUCAUACUUCGAAUGCACAUGGUCAAAGAAGAAUCAUGUUUCUGUUAGACAAAUCGAGUGUGAUGCUGUGGACACGUGGGAUGUUGUGAAGGAUUGCUUCUACUUAGUAGUUUCCGCAGGCUCCCAAGUAUAGGAGAGUGUAGUCAUCAGGAUAGUGUUGCUUCAGAUAGAUCAUUAACACACUUCAGCACUAGAUCAGUCCAAGACCCUUUGUGAUGGUUUGUAUUAAUUUUGAUUUCUCUGAAGGGUAGUCAAUUUCAAGGUUUCUUUCUCCUGUUUGUGUUUGAUUUCUCAUUUAAAUAUGUAGAAGCAGCGUGUUCUCUCAGUGUCUGGUAUUCCUAGGUAGGGUACUCGGAUAGAAGUACUAUAUACUAUGGGAGUUAGGUUGAUGAGAAGGAACUAUACAGAGAAACUGGUACUUAAGUUUGUGUUUUCAUCGUACUCAGCCAACCACAGUUCACAAGUAUAUCGACAAGACUGAUGAUACCCGUUAUGUGUAAAAUUCUAUGCUUCUAUUAUCAACCAGAUCGAGGACAGGCGGCGAAUGGUAGGAAGGGAUCAAACGAUACUAUUCACUUGUGGAUAGAUAUUGCAUCAACACAAAAAUGAAUUGAAUGAAAUGGAAUUUACAGACAUGAAGUAGGAGUUUCCACGAAAAUAGGAAACACAAGGUCAGGCGACUAAACCAUCUCUAUGUACAGUAGAGGAGACUUCGACCAUUUUUACCAUUUGAUGAAAAUUUAAGUUCAGAAUUACAGUUGUAGCUAGUUUUUUUAUUUAUUUACUCAAUGGGUAAUUAAUUUGCUAGUUAUAAUGUUUUUA